GUUGUUAUAAGUCGAAUUUCUCAUCAAAUCUUUUCACACGUGGUGAAUCAAAAGAGAACUACAGAAUAAGUACAUAGAGGAAAGACAAUUAACUAGCUACGGUUAUAAUUUUACGCGACCUCUAUCAGCACUUCAAGGUACAACUCACAUCGAGAACUACCCAUGACGAAAGACUAGCAUUAAGAUGGGGGACAUAUUGAAUCGAACGGGGAAGGAAGGGUCCGUUCUGUUGCGUGAGGAGACUAUCAAAUUGCACCGUGACGCGGCAGCCAAACAAAGGAAAGAUGUUAGGAUACUUGUACUUGAUGGUAACCACUUGCAAUUAACUCUCGAGCUCUUGUGAUACAAGAAUGCGUUGUGGUGCCUCUUGUUCCUACUGCGACAAUGGACAGUUCUCUCCCUGGACAGUUCUCUUGAUUAUCUAUGCAUUCUAAUGUCCACAAUCUGGAACUGCGAGUUCGAAAGGCAGGUGCCUUCAAGCGCCUAGAACCCGUGAGGCAUUUGCCAAUUAAGCAAGAAGACGUGAAUGACAACUCCUGGGACGUGACGCUCACCAGAAUCGGCAAAGUAGUCACGAGACAGGCGGAGACGAGAGGUACUUGUGAUUCGUCGUCCAGACUUCAGUUUACUCUUUGUGGUCUGGAAGGCGGAGUAAUUGAUUGCUAUUCAUCAGGUCUGACUUCUUUCCAAUCAACCGCAACCCACACAGCGACGCAAGUACCGCACCAAGACAAAUACAAAUACUGGAAUGGGAUGCCCAACAGUCUGAAUAUGAAGUCCUGGAUGGGUACUCGACAGAUGUCCACCCAAGAAACGCCGCUUUAUGGUACUUGUUAAAUUACCCUUUUCUCUUUUCUAUCUUCCUCUGGUCUUUCUUUUUUCUAGUUAGGUCGGCUCCACCACGACUAUUGUUGACAAUUUUUUUGUUGCUUGAAUGAUUCGCCUAUGUUAGACAUUCAUGAAGAUUGAGAUUCGUCUUUGCAUAUCACGUAUUGCUCUUUUUAAUACCUAUUUGACAUUAUUGAUGUUGACUCCCUGUCCUUCCAUACACAUACUUCUGGCUCCUCCACAGGUUCAACAUACAAGAUGGAGGUGGGAGGAGAGCCACCUUAUUUGGCGACCCAUGACGUUUCGAGCCCAAAAAGUUCGACUCAGGCACAAACCAAAUGAAUCGAUUUCUCACUGGAACAAAACCCGAUGUGGAUCUUCUAUCGAUGCAUCAUGGUUGAAAAUGAAAAUAUCACGGCCUUUCACCGGCAUCUACCAUUGUUGUACAUCAUAUGAUCAAGAUCUCCUUCGAGCACAUCCUUCUCUUAUCGGCCUACUUAUAAAGAACAAGCACGCAACAUGAGAAAAGAGUGUCAUAUCAAAGAAUAACCAGAAGAUUAAAAAGUUGUCCGCAUUCAUCCCUGAAUUCAUCAUGUUGUACACAUACAACCCACGGAAGAUUGGAAAAAGCAGUCGACGGUCUUCCCCAUUCCUCAAUUUCAUAGUGGUACAAAUGAAUUCUCUGACGGAGAUAUCACGC
Amoebophrya sp. A25 is the source of this 1528-nucleotide messenger RNA. NCBI's taxonomy places the organism in Eukaryota, Dinophyceae, Syndiniales, Amoebophryaceae. The record is from the annotation of a GenBank genome assembly.